Molecule: messenger RNA, 960 nt
Organism: Cyanistes caeruleus (blue tit)
Lineage: Eukaryota; Metazoa; Chordata; Aves; Passeriformes; Paridae
Source: RefSeq, a predicted model, not a curated record
GCAGCUUUGGCCAUGUCCAUUGACAUCUGGCUCCCACGGCCUUACCUGACCCCCUUGCAGUGCCCAGUUCCCUAAGGCAGAAGGGGAUCCCAGCUCACCAUGGAAUGGUUCUGAUCUGUGCUCCCUUCUAGAUUGGGAUCGUGACAUGGAGCAUCUGGAAGCCCCGGGACAUGACGGUUUGAGACCCAUGGAGAAUGCUGGAGCCAAGCCUCUUGGUGAAGGUGAUCUGGCUUCCCAACCCACAUCCAGGACUGAGGCUCUGGGAGAUGGUGAGGGUGUGUCUGCAGGGAGGACUUUCCAGGCUCCUGGGCUGGAUGCUGCACGCAAACCCAGCUCCCGUCGCAGGGGUCCUCCAAGAGGAAAGAACAAAGCUGCAGGACACUGGAAACCCCAUGAGCCAUCCAAUACCAUGCAGCAAAUGCUGAAGGAAAUGCUGCAGGGAGGACAAGAGAUGAACCCAAAGGCUGUGCUGAAGGCGGCGUUUCCCGGAGGAAGCAGUGGCUCCUGGGCAGCCUCUGCUGCAGGAAGGGAGGCCAUGCCAGGCACAGCCCCAGGAGAUUGGGAUCGUGACAUGGAGCAUCUGAAAGCCCUGGCACAUAAUGGUUUGAGACCCAUGGAGAAUGCUGGAGGCAAGUUCUCUAUGUCCAUUUCUGCACAGAAUUAUCAGUGUCCUCCAAGAUGGAAGAACAAAGAGAUAGAAGACAAGAAAUCCCUGGAGGCAUCCCAACUUCUGGACAAGAUGCUGAGUAAUCUGGAGUGACGCCGUGUGCUGGAGCAGAUGUUUGUGCAGAUGAUGGCAUAUGCUAGAGGAAGGAAUGGCCCUGUGCCAGCUCCUGGUGCAGGAAAGGAGGAGAUGCCAGGCCCAGGCACAGGAGAUGCGCUUGGCAAGUCCAGUAUAAAUGCUGAGAAUCCACCGAGCACCCCAAGAGUGUUCUGCCCGCAGGAUGUGCGCAAGUCCUG